This is a messenger RNA of Paraglomus brasilianum, 5637 nucleotides long. NCBI's taxonomy places the organism in Eukaryota, Fungi, Glomeromycota, Glomeromycetes, Paraglomerales, Paraglomeraceae. The record is from the annotation of a GenBank genome assembly.
AUGGAAGUACGCGUUCUGGGUGAAUUCGUCCCUUUUGGGAAGACAUUUCUCGAGAGACGCGCAGCAAGGCGUAAGGAUCUUGGAAACCCCGAAGAGUCACAAGAAUAUCAAUUUGAUAUUGAUCAACCUUCUGAACCGAGAUCAGAGGCAUUUCCUCUCUGGGAUUUCAAUGGCCCUUCUAUAGCGCAAAAUAUUACACCAAAUUACAAGUUAUAUAGUGGGACAUCCGACGAUAUUGAAGACGACGUUUCUCAAAGGAAAAAGGAUUUUUGUCAAGAAAUUAUUGAUAAUGACUUUGAUGAGGAACUUUAUGUUAAGGAUAAAACGGUGAUAUGGAGUAAAGGAAAUGUGAUUAAAAAAAGUUUCACGUUUCAACAACGUGUUAAGCGAGCAUUAUUUGUUUGGUUCAAUGUCGAGGAGGUAAUAAAACAGUCAAAAGAUACGAAUGUCGCUUUCACGAACGAUAGAGGCACUAGAGGACUAUUUGAAGGAAUGUCAAUGAUAAGAGUGACCCGACAACGGUGUGUGUGCAUUAUGCUUCAGACAUUUGCCAAAGUCUAUUUUCCGGGUGGCAAGACACAAAUGCUGAGAAUGCCGUUUCCCGUUCGGGAAGCAGUUGCUCUCAAGACCGGUUUAUUGUUGAGUUGUAUGCAAGAGGAAGAAAAUGAUGAACACACGACGGCUGAUCUGCCAACACUGUAUAGCCUUCUUGAUCCUUUAGAUGAAAUAAGGCCAGUAUCCGUAGCACCAAAACUCUCCUACUUUGAUAAUCACAUCGUUAUAGGUCAACCAACGCGCCCAUUUGUGGCCAGUGACGAAGAUAUUAUAUUCGUAAAUCCUGUUGAUGAUGGUAGUUCAUUUAUAGUAUUGCGUAAUCGUGUGAGUGGGUUAUUUUCUGUCUGUAGAUAUGCUAUUAGGAAGGAGGAUAGUCGAAUUACUUUCGAACAAAUCGAAAGUAGAAGUCGACGCAGUUCCUAUGGGCUAGUACGUCAAGAUUCAACCAUGAGUGUGGACAGGUUUUUGUAUCCCGACACUGAAGGAUCCUCUCUUGCGGAUAAAAUAACUUCAAUGGAUGCAUCUCCGGAGAUUUAUUUGGAAUACAUCGAAACUGGUAUACAACAAGUAGAAUUUCUCGCGGAUUCACCAACUGAAGAAUUAGGUGAUGAUAGCACAGCUUUUAUUGCUCAUGAUAAUGAGGGACAGGAAAUACUAUGUAUACAUACUAAAUCUUCAAAAUGCAUAACACUGAUAUCCAUGGAACCUUGGGAUGGAGGCAUCAGAAUAUCAAACCAAUUGAAUGCGGCAGCUAUUGCUGCCGUACCCAUUAUGGCAACACGUGUGAGUUACAAUGAUAUUCUAAUACUUGAUGUCAAUCGCCGGUUGCAUUUAUGGACAGGAAGCGAAGGAAGCUUGCGCGUCAUGAUGCCAAUGUUGGUUUCGCAUCAAAACCUUUCGCCAUCGAAACAGUGUCUUUGCUAUCAAACAGAAGCGUUGUACGAAUCAAUGACGAAGCAGGCGACGUAUAAAGAGUCUGUUGUUAUCAGUCUCAGAGACAGCGUAAACUAUCGAGUGAAUUUGAUUCUUGAUAACCAAGAGAUCGUUCGUGCCAGUCUUAAUUUUGUCACGCGGUCAACUCUAGUACGAAGAUGCAUUAAUGCACUCAGUUUCGCAUUAUCGGCGAAAGAUUUUGGCGAAUUUUAUCAAAGAUAUCUUUACUAUCAGUUUGGAUGUAAGAUUGUUUGUGCACCACAGUCAUCUGAGUGGGAGAACUUUCUCGCCGUAAUCUUAUCUUUAAUCGAAUGGCAUUUUGAAGGUGUGCAGGAUGAGGACAGGACACGGUCCUUGCAUCCUGAGUGGCAAACUCAUCACUUUGAUAAAAACGACCCAUGGAUGGCCAUGCUUGCCAUUCACCAUUACAGUAAAAUAAAACUAGACACAGUGUUUCAGUGUUUAAAUAUAGAACAGGAUACUACGUUUAAUAGUCUAAAAGAUGCUUUUUGUCGUGCCGGAAGGAAAGCGGAUAAGCUUCGUGCAUUUUUCAAUAGUGCUACUUUUAUCAAUGGAUCGGACUGGCUUAGGACGUCAUUGAAGAAGGGCGACGAUUACAAUGGAUAUUUAAGCUAUAAAUCUUGUGAGGCGAUACUGUGUGCACUACAUCUUGUUCUUGAAGAUUUGAAACUUGACGUUGAUUCUCAUAAAUACAUGGAUGAUUUAUUAUCGCUACUACUGAACCUCGCUGUCUUUGUGUCUUGGGAAUCGUAUAAAAGAUGUUACGAGAAACAGAAUGCGAAUAUAGUCGCUCUCGAGAGUUGUCCAGUACGGAAGCAUUUUGAGCAAUUAUCAGAAGAUACGAUCUUUGCUACACCACCCGAUAUUUAUAAAUGGAUACUGACAAGGAUACGCACCGAGGGACCAGUCGUUUCCUUUCCAACGAUGGCAUUGAUCGAAAGUGAAUUUUCUGUGAAGCAAAAAAGAGCCGUUAGAGACUCUGCGAUCUGUGUGAGAACUGAAAAGUUGUGCGCAUUUUUUAAUAAACUCUUUAGUGAAGGAGCGGAGGCCAUGGUGCUUGAGAUGGCGACGUUGAAUUUCAAAAUGAAAGAUGUUGACGGGCUACCGUUUGGCAUUGGGCUUCCGCUGAAGGAGGCAAUCAGGGCAUGUCGUAAACAUCCGCCUGAUAAUUGGCCAGGAGAUGCUUAUGUGCUAAUAGGUCGAGAAGAUCUUGCUGAACUGACAUUUGGAAUACCCGUCACGUCGAUGUACUUCCAUUCUCGGCGUGGUCUUAACUUGGAUAAGCCACCAACGGAUGCUCAUACAAUUGCUCGGUCAGCUGUUACACGAGAAUCAACCACGACCAGCAGCAGCAACAAUGCCAGCGAUAAUAAAGAGAAGGAGAUGACAGGUACCGAGGUUUCUAAUCACGAAAUAACAGACUUGCGCUUUGAUAGGGAUCGUCGAUUAACGGAAGUUCAAAGACUCUUGCAAUCAUCAAACACCAUAAAAGUUGAUGGUCAACCAGGGGAUCAGAGUUCUGCCGAUGUGGAAAUUUCAGCUCAGCAGAUAGAGUUUGUACAAGCACAAGCGUAUAAAAACUUUGCACAUCCUGUUGGCCGCGCUAUUCUAACGUAUGGAACAUCAACUCCCAUCGCAACAGAAAGCUUCCCAAUCACGCAUCUUCCGAUGACUAUGAAAAUAGUUCCCAACAACACGGUCAUAGCAUUGGACAAGAUCCUUCGUCUACCAGAUUUUAGUGAUUGGCCCGAAUUUCACCAAGGAGUUGCAGCAGGGAUGCGUAUUUCCUCUGAUAGCGAAGAAGUAGAUGGUUCAUGGAUUACCCUCAAUAAACCCGCAGAGCUGAAUUAUACGCAUGCUGGGUUUCUAUUGGGAUUAGGUCUGAAUGGACAUCUGAAAGAAUUAGGAACUUGGCGAGCAGUGGACUAUUUGAUGAAAACUCCAAAGCAUGAUGCAACUUCUAUUGCAUUGGUAAUCGGACUUGCAGCGUCAUUCUGCGGGAACAUGGAUACGCAAGUUACAAAGCUUAUCGCUGUACAUAUACCUGCACUGUUACCACCAAAUUCUUCUUCACUUAAUGUAUCUUCUUUAACUCAAACGGCUGCGGUGCUUGGUAUUGGUUUGCUCUAUAUGGGUACAUGUAAUCGUCGUAUGGCACAGGUCAUGCUUAGUGAGAUUGCAGCAAAAAAUUGGACCACGGCCAUGACUACAGACCUUGAUUACAGCGAAGGUUAUUCUCUUGCAGCCGGUCUAUCUUUGGGUCUUAUAACUCUAGGAAAGGGAGAUGACGCACCUGGAUUGGCCGAUUUAAAUAUAAUGUCUCAACUGCGUUUAUAUAUGAUUGGAAACACACAAUCAUCAGAGAGCGUAUAUAAAAACAACGCAGAUAUCAACAUCAACGUGACGUCAUUAGGCUCUACAAUAGCACUCGGGUUAAUGUAUUUAAAAACUAAUAAUGCUAGUAUCGCAAAAAGAAUCCCAAUUCCAGAGACGGCUUUCUUCUUGGAUUAUGUACGUCCCGAUUUUCUUUUAGCAAGGAUUCUAGCUAGACAUCUGAUAAUGUGGGAUAAUAUUGAACCGACUUUGGAAUGGGUUGAGAGUGAUGUCCCAAGUUUUAUUAAAGAUGGGCUGAGAAAUGCGCAGAAUGAAAUCGAAGAUAGCAAAAUAGAAUCUUUUAAACAAGCAUAUUAUAGCGUAAUUGCAGGAUCGUGCUUUAGCCUUGCGCUAAAGUACGCAGGCUCUGCGGAUGAAGAUGUUUUACAAGUGAUUUUGCAUCAUCUCGAUCGCUUCUUGAACCUUGUCCAUGCAAGAGCAACUUUAUUCGAUCAACAGAUAACACGAAUGAAUAUAAAGACAUGUCUGAACGUCCUUGUAACUUGUGCAGGGAUUGUAAUGGCAGGUACGGGCAAUUUAGAAGUGCUCCGCCGUCUACGUAAGCUUCACCGUCCCGACAUAUCGCAUGUUGCCUCACGGUCCUAUGGUGCUCACAUGGCGACCGGUAUGGCAUUAGGGUUUCUAUUUCUUGGUGGUGGCACAUAUACGCUUGGAACAUCUGACAAGGCAGUCGCGGCACUCUUGUGUUCGCUAUUCUUCCGAUGGCCAGCUGAUCCUGUAGAUAAUCGCUCGCAUCUGCAAGCAUUCAGGCAUUUAUGGGUACUUGCAAUAGAGCCUAGGUGUCUUAUUGUACGCGACGUGGAGACACGCGAGGCGUGUCACGUACCAGUUACAGUAGUCUCAGUACGCCAAGAUAAAGCAAGAGUUUCGUCUAUGGUGGCACCGUGUUUGUUACCAGAGUCUAAAUUCGUCGUUACAAUUGAGAUAGAUAGUCCCAGGUAUUGGCCGAUAUGGUUAAAUUUGAGUAAGAACAAAGACCUACGGGAGAGGUUCUGGAAGGACCCAACUAUUUACGUCAAAAGGAAGACUGGACAUCUAAGCUAUUCUGAGGAUCCUCAAGAUAAUUGGAAUUUAUUAUCCCGUCUAUUCCCAAGACAAACUUUGGCGGCCAAACCAUCAAAAAGACCAGGGCUGAGUAAAAUGGAACUGGUCAAAGUAUUUUCCGCUGAUCCCCAGGUAUUAGCAUUCGCCAGCCAUCUUUGUGACGAUGAAACAGAUCGUGAUCUAGCAGCUUUUUGCACUGGAGUAUUACGGGAAUGUCUCAGUGCCGAUAAACCAGAAGCCAUUCAUAUAUAUCUUGCCUUAUAUCAAAAUCUGCAUAAUCCCCAAAUGGAUGUAAUAACAAUGUGGAACAUUAAAUUAAUCCUUGUCUAUUAUGAAACUAUAAUGAAAGAAGGUUCUAGUAAGAAUGGUGAUGAUGCGUUGAUCCAGGUGGCAUUUAUUCACUCUGUGAGACAGCAAAUGGAUAAAUUCUUUUCUACCGACAACGGAGAAGAACAAUUAUCGUCCGGAGCAUAUGCAGUAUAUAAUGAGUUGCUUGAUCAUGAUGUACUUAAAGCUGUGUGGUCAAAAAUACAAGAAGAGUUGUGGGAGCAUAGACGACCUGAUGAAUUUAGUUAUGAUCAGAUACAGUGGUUAUACGAAAUGAGCCUGUCAACAAAAUUUCCUGAAUUAUCGUUAAAGACGGUAAAGAAUAUAGUUAGACAGUCAAGACAGUCGUUAGCCGGCUUGUGA